GAAGUGUGCAUGAUCCAAAGUAGAACAGGAAAAAUGAAUGUGUUAGGCGUAGUGUUUGUGGUAGUGAGUUGUUUGUGGAGAUAUGGAGUAGUGAGAGUGGAGGGUCUUACAAUGGACUAUUACCUUAGGACUUGCCCCUUUGCUGAAUUUAUUGUAAAGAACACUGUUAACUCUGCUUUGCAAGCUGACCCUACUCUCGCUGCUGCUCUCAUCCGAAUGCAUUUCCACGAUUGUUUCAUACAGGGCUGUGAUGGUUCAAUUCUGAUUGAUUCGACGAAGGGCAACACAGCAGAGAAGGAUUCACCGGCGAAUUUGAGCUUGAGGGGAUACGAAAUCAUAGACAAGGCGAAGGAGCGGUUGGAGAAGCAAUGUCCUGGCGUUGUUUCCUGUGCUGACAUUGUCGCCAUGGCUGCAAGAGAUGCUGUUUUCUUCGCAGGAGGUCCAGUGUAUGACAUAUCAAAAGGCAGGAAGGAUGGAAUGAGGUCUGACAUAAAGGACACAAUCAACCUCCCUUCACCUGUGUUUAAUGCCUCCGAGCUCAUUCGGGUCUUUGGCCAACAUGGUUUUACCGCUCAAGAAAUGGUGGCUUUGUCCGGGGCACAUACUGUGGGAGUGGCAAGGUGCUCAUCAUUCAAGAAUAGAUUGAGCAAAUUCGAUGCUAGCCAUGACGUGGAUCCAACUCUAGACCCUGACUUUGCAAAGUCUUUGUCUACGACGUGCAGCAGCGGCGGGGACAAUGCUGAGCAGCCAUUCGAUUUUAGUCGCAACACCUUCGACAACGCAUACUUUGGGGCACUGAUGAGGAAGGCGGGGGUGCUGUUCUCAGACCAGACAUUGUUCGAAAGUCCACAGACAAGGAACACUGUUCUUGGCUACGCACUAAACCAAGCCAUGUUCUUCCUAGAUUUCCAGCAGGCCAUGCUCAAAAUGAGCUUGCUAGAUGUCAAGGAAGGUCCCAAGGGCCAAGUCCGCCUCAACUGUCGUAAGAUCAACUAGAUUGCAACAUAGCAUAUUUAUACAGAGAAAUUAUUAGAUGCAUUGGGUGUAUGUGUAUGUAUUUUAUUAUGUUCAAUGUUGUGUAUACACUCAGUGUAUCUAAUAUUUUCUAUAUUUACAUAUAAUCAUUAUAUAUAUAUAUAUAUAUAUAUAUAUAUAUGAUACAAAAUAAUGUAGUUAGUCAAUAAUACUCAAAUUUAUUGAGAUUUAUCA
Malania oleifera is the source of this 1209-nucleotide messenger RNA. Its product is annotated as peroxidase 47-like. Gene Ontology annotation, biological process: hydrogen peroxide catabolic process; response to oxidative stress. The transcript has 4 exons. Lineage: Eukaryota; Viridiplantae; Streptophyta; Magnoliopsida; Santalales; Ximeniaceae. The record is from RefSeq and is a predicted model, not a curated record. Gene Ontology annotation, molecular function: heme binding; peroxidase activity. The coding region runs from base 10 to 996 and encodes 328 amino acids.